AUUUGUCAUUCUGCUAAGCAGCAGAAUGGCGGAGGCUUCACUGAAAAUACUACAGGCAGACCUUAUUUUCAGAGAUGACAUGGAGAAAGGAGGAUCUGGUAAAACUCUUCAAAGAAAAUGUCUAAAAAUAAUAUUUCCUGUAACCCUUGCCAAGAUUUAUUGUUGCUUCACCCUUAUUAUAGUCCUACUUGCAAGUGUGAUUUUGCUGUCUGUUGCUUUGGCAGUGAGAGAGGCGACACCAGUCCUAGAGUUCCCUGUGUGCGCUGCCUGCCCAAAACAAUGGAUUGGGUUUGGAAGUAAAUGUUUUUAUUUUUCUGAAGAGACAAGGAAUUGGACAUUCAGCCAGACUUUCUGUGCCUCAUUAGAAGCUUGUCUUGCUCAGUUUGAAAACCUGGAGGAACUGAAUUUCCUGAAAAGAUACAAAGGCCCUUCUGACCACUGGAUUGGCCUUAGCAGAGAAUCAUCACGUCACGUUUGGAAAUGGACAGACAACAGUGAAUAUAACGUCUCGUGUGUUAUCAAAGGAACUGGAGAAUGUGCCUACCUGAAUGACAAUGGGAUCAGUAGUGCCAGGACCUACACAGACAGGAAAUGGAUUUGUAGCAAGCCAAAUCAUACCUAUAAGUGCCAACAUAUUUCAAGCCCUUUUUAGCAAAUAGAAAAGAUGCAUUGUAAAUUGUUAUAUACAGUUGCUGCCCCACUGCUUGAUCUACCAAAAAUAUUACUAGUAUGCAUUCAUAAUAUUUGUUGACAGUAAAGAUGCAAACUCUCAUGGACUGUAUAAUACAGGGAUUUGGAAGAGCACGAUUCUAAAUUAAACAGGUAUUGAAUGGCAUUUAUAUUUUGAACACAGAGUAUAAUCAGUGAACUCCUCUUUCCCUAUACAGAUCUUCCUUUCUUUGCAUACAUGGAACCGUAAAAAUGACCAUGCUAGCUGGAACCAUGCAAAACGAUUCUAAUAACCAAGGAGAAAAUAACAAUUGGCCUGUGACCUUUACAAAAUUUAUUAGCACAUUCAAAAUUCUAUUACUGUCAGUUACAAAUAUAUAGGAAAAUUUGAAAGUACUAAAACUAAUAUUUAUUUUGUACUCUGUAUUUUAAAACAUAGAAACACUGACAAAGUGCUUUUUACAUUUUAAUUCUCAGUGUUUAUGUUUUAAAUUACAGUGCACUAAAUAGAUAUUAUACCUAUGAACAAAUACCAUUCUUUAUUUUACCCUUUAUUGGAUUUAAAAUUCUGCUUUUAUCCCAGAUUAAAUCACAAAUAAUUAAUUACUUGAACUCUUUAAGCAUUCAAUACCAAAUUUCAGAACUGUUUAUAUACUAUUGAGUUUUAGAAACAAAAUGUUUUCAAGUUUUAUAGCAUUAGCUACACUGUACUGAUGAGUCCCAAAAAGGACGAAAUA
Ceratotherium simum simum (southern white rhinoceros) is the source of this 1406-nucleotide messenger RNA. Its product is annotated as C-type lectin domain family 2 member H-like. Gene Ontology annotation, cellular component: external side of plasma membrane. Lineage: Eukaryota; Metazoa; Chordata; Mammalia; Perissodactyla; Rhinocerotidae. The record is from RefSeq and is a predicted model, not a curated record.